UAUUUCACUCAUUUUUCUCCACCUGCUUCACAUUCCAAGAUUUUGUUGAGCCCAGUAACACUACCACCACACCUAAAAGCUAAAACCCUAGCGUUUUCUCCUCCUCUUCUUCUUCAUCUAUAUAAACCUCCAUUACCCCUCUGUUUUUUUUCAGGGUUAAACAGCAGUAGUAGCUGAAAAAAUGGAGCUUUGUGUACCUCAAACCUUCUCGAAUCUUCCAAAUUAUAGGCUUAGUAAUCGAGCUCAACUCCAAUGGAGACCCUCUCUUCUACUAAAAAAAAACCCAAAAUCUCGAUUCAAUUCAGGAUUAUUUUACCGUAAAGGCUCAGCUGUUAGAACAAAAGCAGAGACAGAGGCUUAUGAGUUAUAUGUACCUUCUACGGUUGAGGAGAAAGACGAUGGAGCUGUUAGAUCAAAAGCAGAGACAGAGGCUUAUGAGUUACAUGUACCUCCUACGGUUGAAGAGAAAGAUGAUGGAGCUGUUCGAUCAAAAUCAGAGGAAGAGCCUUAUGAGUUAUAUGUACCACCUACGGUUGAAGAGAAAGAUGAUGGAGCUGUUAGAUCAAAAUCAGAGGAAGAGGCUUAUGAGUUAUAUGUACCUCCUACGGUUGAAGAGAAAGACGACGGAACUGUUAAGAAUGGAGCACCAGUAGAAGAUUCUAGGACUGCCGCAGACACGGAUGCUUAUGCGUCUUUGAUAUACGAACCUCCUAAAGUCGAAGAGAAAGACGAUGAAGCUGUUCAGAAUGGAGCACGAAUUGAAGACUCUAGUAAAGACAAAGAGACGGAUUCUUAUGCGUCUUUGAUAGACGAACCUCCUAAAGUUGAAGAGAAAGAUGAUGGAGCUGUUCAGAAUGAAGCACCAAUUGAAGAUUCUAGCAAAGACAAAGAGACAGAUGCUUAUGCAUCUUUGAUAUACGAACCUCCUAAAGUUGAAGAAAAAGAUGAUGGAGCUGUUCAGAAUGGAGCACCAAUAGAAGAUUCUAGGAAAGACGAAGAAACAGAUUCUUAUGCAUCUUUGACAUAUGAACCUCCUACAGUUGAAGAGAAAGAUGAUGCAGCUGUUCAGGAUGAAACACCAGUAGAAGAUUCUAGGAAUGAUAAAGAGACGGAUGCUUAUGCAGCUUUGAAAUAUGAACCUCCUAAAGUUGAAGAGAAAGAUGAUGGAGUUGUUCAGGAUGAAGCACCAAUAGAAGAUACUAGAGAAGACAAAGAAACAGUUUCUUAUGCAUCUUUGACAUAUGAACCUCCUACAGUUGAAGAGAAAGACGAUGAAGCUGUUCAGAAUGAAGCACCAAUUGACGAUUCUAGUCAAGACAAAGAGACAAAUGCUUAUGUGUCCUUGACAUAUGAACCUCCCAAAGAAGAUUCUGCCGUUCAAGCUGAAGCACCAAUAGAAGAUUCUGCUUUGGAGUUUGAAUCGCAAUUGUCCAAGUUCUUUGACACGCUAAAUAUUAAGUAUGAUCCUAAAGAUUCCUCUUCAAUUAUCCUAUUUGGUGGUGCUGUUCUCACUGCUCUUUGGUUGACAACUUCAAUUGUUGGAGCCAUCGACUCUGUUCCUUUGUUUCCUAAAUUAAUGGAAUUGGUGGGUCUUGGCUACGCUCUCUGGUUCACCUCCCGUUAUCUACUAUUCAAGAAGAAUAGAGAUGAGUUUGCUGCUAAAAUUGAAGAUCUUAAGCAGAAGACGUUAGGUUCUCGAGAUGAUUAAUUUUUACUUGGAGAGAACUUGUGUUUCUUUUUAGUUUUGUGCAAGAAGGAGCUGUAUCUUAUAGUAGAAGAGAUCUAUCCAUGCCAGUGUGAAUAAUAGAAAUCUGUGUAUAUGCACAUUUGUUUUCUCGAACUCACGAUCUAUAAAUCACAUGAAAAUAACUUUAUCACUGUAUCGUA
Messenger RNA from Solanum verrucosum, 1887 nucleotides. RefSeq lists its product as uncharacterized. Lineage: Eukaryota; Viridiplantae; Streptophyta; Magnoliopsida; Solanales; Solanaceae. The record is from RefSeq and is a predicted model, not a curated record. The coding region runs from base 182 to 1708 and encodes 508 amino acids. The transcript is spliced from 5 exons. Gene Ontology annotation, cellular component: chloroplast thylakoid membrane; thylakoid.